Homarus americanus (American lobster) is the source of this 1596-nucleotide messenger RNA. RefSeq names its product carbohydrate sulfotransferase 3-like. The transcript is spliced from 6 exons. Gene Ontology annotation, molecular function: N-acetylglucosamine 6-O-sulfotransferase activity. The record is from RefSeq and is a predicted model, not a curated record. Gene Ontology annotation, biological process: sulfur compound metabolic process; N-acetylglucosamine metabolic process. Lineage: Eukaryota; Metazoa; Arthropoda; Malacostraca; Decapoda; Nephropidae. Bases 88 to 1371 code for a protein of 427 amino acids.
GACAUACUCGUAGCAAGAGGACAUAUACAGUGUUACGCCGGCAUCAUUAAGUGGAGGUGUUACUUGACCUAGAGAAGCUCACAAACCAUGGCGGGUAAAGUGGCCUUCAUGGUAAAGUUCCUCAGUGUGGCGGCGGUUGUGGUGUGUGUCUUCCAGGCGAUCCACGUCGAGUUGAUAAGGAAUCAGGUGCGUCUGUUUCUUGCGGCCACUCGAUCUGUCAAUGAAGCCGAGAAGGAGUCUAUCCAUCGAGACGACCUCAAGAAUAUUUUUCACACUACAGACGACCUCAACGACCUCCAACUACCAAACAAGGUCAUUAAAUCCCAGAAACCACACGACCUCAAUGAUCUUCAACCACCACACUACCAUAACGACCACCAACCACCACACGACCAUAACGACCACCAACCACCACACGACCACCAACGACCACACCAAUACCCUAAGAAUAUUUUUGUUCUCAGCUCAGCAGGAAGAAGUGGAUCCAGUCUCUUAGGUUCACUGGUCGCCUCACUGGGAAGAGCAAUGUAUAUAUUUGAACCCCUAAGAACACUGCGUAAUAUAAGGUAUGAAAGCGUCACUAAAGAUGAAGCGCUGGUUGAACUAAGACGAAAUUUUCAAUGUGAUUUAAGGUACAACUUGAGCAAAAGUCAUUUUUACAUAGGAACCAUUUCUUAUAGAGAGUCAGAUGAGUGUGGUCCGUUCUACUCGGAGAACAGAAGAACGAGUGAAGCAAUUAGAAUGGCAGGACAAGUAUGUAACAGGGUGCCAGUGAAGAUUAUCAAGACCAUAAGGUGUCGUCUGCAGUGGAUAUCUGAACUAUUACAAGACACUAACAUAGAUAUGAAGGUGAUCCAUCUGGUCCGGGAUCCGAGAGGAACUAUGAUGUCGAUGUAUAAAACAAAGUUCCCAGAUGUUUCACAGAAAAAUUUGUGCCCUGGUUUAAGGCAGGAUCUACAACAUAAACAGUUCAUGAUGGAACGUUUCCCCGGGAGGUAUAUGUUUAUUAAGUAUGAAGACCUGUGUCAGGAUCCUUACGGCAAGACCAGCGAAAUAUUCAGGUUCCUGAAGGGAGAAGGGAAGGUCUCCAGGAGCACUAACUCCUCUUCUUCAGCGUCUCCGUCACAAGAUAUCCCCAGGUGCGUCCAGGAGUUCCUUCAUACUCAUAUGCACAAUGCUAAGGGCAACCCUUAUAGCACCUACCGGAACACAGCCACAACCUGGCAGAAGUGGAGGUCGUCGAUCUCCCAGAAGUCACUGAUGACCUGGGAACGAGAAUGCUCCGACGUCCUUCACAUGAUGGGCCACAGGAUCUUCGGGAGUGUUGACAACGCCAGGAACCUUUCAUUGUCCUUGUUUGUUGGGGCGUGAGGACAACAGGAUGUGUGUAGGAGUACCAGGAUAAUGUAUGUGUGUGGUUCAUUCCUUGAAAAGACAUUGUUAAAACUUGAAGUUAAAACAGAGUGUGUUGAUUACAUAAUGUAAGACACAGGUAAAGGAGGUAGGAUGAUACUGAACGUGUCUACCUGUUGGCUGAAGACACUAACAUGUUCUUGUAUGUCUAUAGAGCAGUAAUACAUAUACUUGGCUCCUCUA